This is a messenger RNA of Hordeum vulgare subsp. vulgare (domesticated barley), 1060 nucleotides long. Its product is annotated as protein IN2-1 homolog B-like. The record is from RefSeq and is a predicted model, not a curated record. Gene Ontology annotation, molecular function: glutathione transferase activity. The transcript has 10 exons. Bases 87 to 818 code for a protein of 243 amino acids. Lineage: Eukaryota; Viridiplantae; Streptophyta; Magnoliopsida; Poales; Poaceae.
CCCGUCACCACUGCCUCCUCCAUCUCCCAUUCUUCCCUCCCGUCCCCCACACCGCUGGGACUUCUCCCCGAACCGCCGCCAUCGCCAUGGCAGCCGCUGUUGCGCCGGUCAUCUCCCCGAAGGAAGAUCUCCCCCCUCCACUCAACUCCGCCUCCGAGCCCCCUCCGCUCUUCGACGGCACCACCAGGUUGUAUCUUGCAUAUCACUGCCCGUACGCGCAGCGCGCUUGGAUUACCAGGAACUGCAAGGGCUUACAGGACAAGAUCAAGGUAGUCGCCAUAGAUCUGGCAGACAGGCCAGCUUGGUUCAAGGAGAAAGUUUACCCGGACAACAAGGUGCCUGUCCUGGAGCAUAACAACCAGGUGAAAGGAGAGAGCUUGGAUUUGGUCAAGUACAUUGACAGCAACUUUGAUGGCCCGGCAUUACUACCUGAUGAUUCUGCAAAGAAGCAGUUUGCUGAGGAACUGCUUGCGUUCAGCGAUGGGUUUAAUAGUGCAUUUUUCUCAUGCUUACGCUCCAAGGGAGAUGUAUCAGCUGAAGCUGCUGCUGCUGUGGAUAAAAUAGAAGCUGCCUUGGGAAAGUUCAGCGACGGACCAUUCUUCCUUGGCCAGUUCAGUUUGGUGGACAUUGCAUAUGUGCCGUUCAUCGAAAGGUUUCAGAUAUUCUAUUCUGGUAUCAAGAAGGAUGAUAUCGCCAAGGGCAGGCCCAACCUUCAGAAAUACAUUGAGGAAGUGAACAAGGUGGACGCAUAUACACAGACCAAACUGGACCCACAAUUUCUGCUUGUUCAAAUGAAGGAGAAGUUUGGCAUUGCUUGAAGACGUGAGCAAGGAUAACCAACAUGCCAAGGAGCCACCGCAGCAUAGCAGAAGAUGAAGCAUUUAUAUAUUUCGAAUAAGACAUGCAUGCCAUGCGUACAAUAACAAAUAAACUGGGUCGUACCGUAAACUUUUCUUAUCACGUGACGACGGAGGAUCAUUCUGUGUUGUAACGAAUGCUCGUGAACUUGAUGAACUGGUGCUUCUCCCUUAUCAAUUUUAGUUGUUGACACGUGUGCUAA